AUGGAGGGAAGGGAAUCGAAUCGACUCGAAUCGGUUCGAAUCGACUCGAAUCGACUCGAAUCGGUUCGAAUCGGUUCGAAUCGACUCGAAUCGGUUCGAAUCGACUCGAAUCGACUCGAAUCGGUUCGAAUCGACUCGAAUCGGUUCGAAUCGACUCGAAUCGGUUCGAAUCGACUCGAAUCGGUUCGAAUCGGCUCGAAUCGACUCGAAUCGGUUCGAAUCGGUUCGAAUCGACUCGAAUCGGUUCGAAUCGACUCGAAUCGGAUCGAAUCAAGCGGGUAG
Messenger RNA from Caenorhabditis angaria, 282 nucleotides. The record is from the annotation of a GenBank genome assembly. Lineage: Eukaryota; Metazoa; Nematoda; Chromadorea; Rhabditida; Rhabditidae.